This is a messenger RNA of Bacidia gigantensis, 1800 nucleotides long. RefSeq lists its product as uncharacterized. Bases 1 to 1800 code for a protein of 599 amino acids. NCBI's taxonomy places the organism in Eukaryota, Fungi, Ascomycota, Lecanoromycetes, Lecanorales, Ramalinaceae. The record is from RefSeq and is a predicted model, not a curated record. The transcript has 2 exons.
AUGGAGAGAUCGAGUCUGGAGGACGGCGUGGGAUAUGCGAAAUUCAAGAUGGACGAAGCACGCGAAAUGAAAGAAGUGCAAAUGAGGCCAUUGAGGAGAAGCUCGCAGGUACUCACGAAACCAGCCCCAAUUCAUGCCGAAAAUUUGUCAAAAUCUCUACCAACGAGGAGAAGGUCUCUGGAUGGGUCGCCAAACAACAGGCAAUCGAGUAGUCGCGACGUAGAAGUGUCAAGGCAACGGAUAGAUGCAAUGACUGUAGAGGAGAGAAUAGACGACUAUCAUGAUCUCAAAGAGAAAUACAGCGAGCUGAAGCGGGAGUACAAGCUCGCAAACCGCGAUGUCCGAGAGCAAUCACUCGAGCUUCGAGACAUCAAGCGCCAGAAUGCUUCGCUCAUGGAGGCAUACAGUGCCAUCCAGAAGGAGCUCCAGGCUGUUUCCUCCGGCAAAGGCAAGCUCACCAACACAGAACGUUCCAAGUACAUGGAGCACUUCCAGAUGCUGGAGGAGCAAGCCGCCUACUUCCAGCAAGAAUAUCGGAAACGCGAUGCCCACCUAUCCUACCUGACCAAACAAACCAGAGAUGCCAACGGCGAGAAAGAAGCCGCCGAAGAAGAAUCUCGCAAGCUGCAACGCAAGAUCCGCGAUCUCAGCGCCAGCUUGACAGAAUGCCGAGAUGAUCUGCUCCGCCUACAGCCGCCACCACAAGCCAGCGACAGCGAGGUAGCAGAAAUGUACUCGAAUCUCGUAGGCCAGAUCUCCGGCUGGGUAGAUGAGAAGACCGAAGAUCCGGAGAAACUGGAAGCUUGGUUCGACAACCUCAAGACUCCCAGCGAGAUACCGCAAGAUUUCCGGAAUGAUCUUCCUCAGCGACUGUACAAGAUCGCAAAGCAGCAUCCCGAGUGUCUGCCAUCACUGAUGCAACAUCUCAUCCACUCCAAGAUCCUAGUGGAGAUCCUCAGCCCCAAAGUCUUCGUCUACGGUCUCGAUGAGAACAACACCCUUCUCUUACAAGGUAUUGAGGAAGGCAUGUCAGAGCUGGAACCGAAACGAGACGCCCUUACACUCCGACGCCACCGCUCCGAAACCCUCCGUGGCCUAAUAAAAAUGUCCGCCUUCGCCACAGAACAAACCCACCAAUCCCACCUCCUCGCUACCACCCUCUCCACCGCGCUCUCUACAAUCCUCUCCCCCACCCACCCCAUCGACCCCUCCGACCUCCACGCCCGCCUCCUCGCCCCCACCGUCAAACUCUCAAACACCCUCCGCACCUCAACAACAGACUACAACCUCUUCUCCCACGCCUUCGCCCGCUCCCCCAACGCCGCCUACUCCGUCCACCGCAACGAAAUCCAGCACUACGGCAUGGUCGACAACGCGACUUCCAAACCCAUAAAAAUGGACAGUAAUUUGAGCGUGAGAGAGGAUGGGAGGAUUGGUGAGGAGUUGUUUGUGGUUAGUCCCGGGAUGGUGAGGGGAGGGGCGGGGGGAAGGGAAACUCCGCAGGUUUUGGUCAAGCCGGUGUUGUUGGUUAGCCUGGAUGAGCCCAUGGGGAGGAAAUCGAGGGUUCCGAAGGGUUUGGGGGGGUGGACUAGUUCGUGGUUUGGAGGUGGAGGGGGGGGGGAGGGGGGAGUGGUGGUGGAGGAGGUGGAGGAGGAGGAGGGGGUAAGGAAGAUGAGAGGGAUAGAGAGAGGGAGAGGGACAGGGACAGGGACAGGGGUGAGAAGUCAGAAGGUGCGGAGAGAGGAGAGAGAGGUUAGACUGAGAGAUCCUCAGGAGAUAGUAGCUCUGGAGUCAUGCUAG